Neurospora tetraspora is the source of this 2952-nucleotide messenger RNA. RefSeq lists its product as uncharacterized. The coding region runs from base 331 to 2862 and encodes 843 amino acids. The record is from RefSeq and is a predicted model, not a curated record. The transcript has a single exon. NCBI's taxonomy places the organism in Eukaryota, Fungi, Ascomycota, Sordariomycetes, Sordariales, Sordariaceae.
AGGCGCCUUCUGCUUGUUCAACGGGUACAUCGUGGACUACGAACUCUAUCAAAGAAUUGCGUUUGUGUUGCGCUGGACCAUAAGAUAUAACGCAACGGGACAACACGCUGACGACCGUCUUGUCUACGAUCACUGGGAACGAGACAAUGGUGGCGGAAGCACUCACUUCAUCGAGUUCUCUGAUGUUCCUGAUCGCAUCAGUAAGCGAGGGCUGGGCUCCGUCAUGACCUCCAUCACCGCUGCGCUCAACAACCUCACUUUGGCAACGAGCGACAACCGAGCGACAGGCAGUUACGUCGUGCGCGAACGAAUCUUGGAAGUGCGCUGGCCAUGGUUGGCACCACUCUUUCUGGUGGAGCUCCGGUUACUACACUUUUGGCUGGCUACUACGCUAAGCUCUUGCGUUGGAGACCUUGUUUAACGUCAUUCAAGACUUCGAAGAUGGCACAAUCUCAUACUCGUGUCUUUGACGACUCCACGCGGUCACGAUACCCGCCUCAUAUUUCCGAUUCGCCGUCGCAAGCAUACUUUCCCAUCGACAUCACUGAAGAGGUUAUCAACCUCAAACCGAUGGGAGCGGAUGAAUCCGAGGAACCAACUCGAUCACUCCUCCACCAGGUGGCGGUCACAGAAAUCAACGACAGUGACUCUUGCCUCCUCAAACAACGCAACAUCAGCGGUCACGGCGGGAGUGGUGGUGGUGAUAGCGAUAGGCUUUUCAAGGAUGUCUCAGAAACUUUCAAAGACUGGUUCACUAAUGGCUGGUUUACCGAGAUCCUGGCCGUCUUGGUUUCCUUUGCCUGCGCUGUUGCCAUACCUGUCGUGCUUGGUGUCUACAACCAUAACCCGGUCCCAAAGCUACCGUGGGAUGUUUCGCUCAACGCCGUCGUUUCCGUUCUCUCCACCGUGGCCAAGUCCAGCCUCUUGUACACUAUAUGUGCUGCUUUGGGACAGGACAAAUGGGACUGGUACGAUACCGGUACUCAUGGCUUACAACAACAAACAUUCAUGAAUGACAGCAAGAGCAAGAUGAGUCAUGGGAGAGAGAGGAGGCUUAAGGAUAUGGAGACGUUGGAUCAGGCGAGCAGGGGGCCACUUGGGGCCGUCAAGAUUUUGACCAGUCGUCGCACGGCAUUGUCGCCAACAUCGUUAGGAGCACUCGUGGUUAUCCUUUCGCUUGUUGUUGAUCCCUUCACGCAACAGGUCGUUAGUCUUAGGGAACGUCAAAGGCUGGUGUCGUCUGAUGAAGUUUGGGCAGCUCGGCCAAGCGCUCCGUUCUUCUGCUAUCGGAAUUUCGAAUAUCAGACCUAUGGCUCUUGGUCGAUGGACUGCGCCAAGAUCUUUCAAGACGCCAUUCAAGCCGCCAUUUGGGUUGACCCCGAGGCUUACAAGCCUCCAUCGCACGCUCAUUGUCCUAGCGGAAACUGUGAAUGGGAACCAUUCCAUACGAUUGAGUACUGUCUCGACAAUCGAGUCAUUGAAUCUCCAACAGGAUACUGUGACAUAUCUUUCAACCAGUCUGAAUUCAAUGAAGCUUAUAGAUACUACAACGACACCGGAAAACAUCGGGUCAUGAUCCAGGAUUGCAAGCAUAUGAUCAGUCCUCUCAAUAUUACAAAGUGGUCGGAAAAACCCAAGGUUGUUGUUGUGGAUACGUUUCGGGACAACGAGUUUGGCGGAAAAUCGAUGUUUCCUAAUUCUUCACAAUCCGCAUAUUUGCCAUCUUUCGGGUCAGAAACUUCGGUUGCUACUGGAUUCGAGAUGGCUUACCGAAACAGGAACUAUACCAACAAAGGGCCUUCCCCGUAUUUAUGGACCAGAUUUCCAACGGAGGUUAUUACAUCGGUGCCACCAGAGGAGAACAACAUCACCAAUGAAUUCGGCGUGCGAAUCCCAGGACCCCUCACAAUCAUGGCUCAUACUCGGUACGAUAUGGUACCCGAGGUCUACCGUUCAAUAACCUUCUCGUACAAUGUAACCGACUGGUAUCGGCCACCAAUCGAACUACGAGUCAAUCUAACGGAAUGGUCAGCGCUAUCUUUCUGCCAGGUCGAGAGGAAGAUAAGCGUUGUGAAUGGGACGACCGUUUCCAAAGUCGCGGCGUCCAAGUACCUACAACCUGCGUAUACUAACAUCGCCGAGGAGCAAUACAAUGCCACGUUCUGGGCCCCCGAAGACCAUAUAAAAAACAAUGCAACCAUGUUCUCAGUCCUUACAAAGGACCCCACUGGAUCUUUUUCUCCAGAUGAGAUUGGGCCCCGGAGGUACCAAGCGGAUAACUCGACGGGCGCCUUCUGUUUAUAUAAAGGAGUAUUCCAGUUCUUCACCGACCCGGCUGCCUGGCUGACCCAAAUUCUUCGCGCGACGAAGGCCACAAGCGCAGAAGGGGAUGACGAUGUGCAGAUAUGGAACGUGCAGUGGGGAAAUCCAAGACUGGAUGACGAAGAUCCUGACCAGAUGACUGCUUCUCGAAUCUCCCGGCGAACACUGCCUGCCGUCAUGACAUCGAUCACCGCAGCGCUCAACAACAUGAACUAUGCCGCAACCAACGAGAGGAUCACGGGGAGCUAUGUCGUGCGCGAGACCAUCCUGGUAGCGCGCUGGGAAUGGCUGACGGUGCUCUUCAGCAUCGAGAUCAUGGGAAUGGGCUACUUACUCUACAUCAUUUUUAGGCCCAGAACCGCAGCCGGAGUCUGGAAAGACUCGAUCUUCGCUGUCUUGUACCACGGAUUGGACGAUGGAGCUAGGGACACCAUCGGGCAUGUGAAGAACCUGCGAGAUAUGAGGAAGGCGACUGAGUACAUGGAGGUUCGUCUCGACCAGCCUAAGGAGGACAAUCGCGUUGUCCUGGUUCGGGACUAGUAGUCGGUCGUCUUAUCCUCACCAAAGUUAUUAUGUCUUCUAUAUCAAGAUACCGCUCCCAAUGAAAAUGGUCUUCUUGUACCUUCUCGG